Messenger RNA from Nicrophorus vespilloides, 2117 nucleotides. RefSeq names its product NAD kinase-like. The coding region runs from base 637 to 2007 and encodes 456 amino acids. The transcript is spliced from 6 exons. Gene Ontology annotation, molecular function: NAD+ kinase activity. NCBI's taxonomy places the organism in Eukaryota, Metazoa, Arthropoda, Insecta, Coleoptera, Silphidae. Gene Ontology annotation, biological process: NAD+ metabolic process; NADP+ biosynthetic process. The record is from RefSeq and is a predicted model, not a curated record.
GGUGUCCAAAUUCUCAUAGAAAAGUUAUGGCGGUGAUGAGUCAUCAUAAGUGCGAUGGUGGUGUAAUGGUCAGCAUAGUUGCCUUCCAAGCAGUUGAUCCGGGUUCGAUUCCCGGCCAUCGCAUAACAUUUUGUUUAGAUGAUAUUUAUUCUUUGAAGCGAAAUGAGAAAACUCUUCGUCAGUUACUAAUUAAUUAUCCUUUUGCUACUUCGAGUUAUUAUCAUUAUGCUGGUCACGUUCCAAAUAACAAUGGUUCUCUAUAUAGUUUCUAGCAUGUAAUAUUCCUUUCCGAAUGGAAUGCGAGGUACGUUCGUGGAACGAAAACAAACUUUUUUUUGUUCAGGUGCGUUGUUUUCGUACGAUUUCGUUGGCAGACCUGCAAAACAAAUCCAUAACCUAGAUUCUUGGGGUCCGUCAUUCGAAGCGGCGUAUCUGUCAGUGUCGGUCGUCUCCGUGCGAAGAAGGUGUUGCGAUCGCAAGGAUGGAAGACGCGAAGUAGUGUCGAUUAUUUGGAGUAUUCACUCAGGUGAGGAGGAGGAGUAGUAGAAGAAGGAGUGAUCCUCGUCGUGCGUUCAGUGUUGUUGUUUGUGUUGGGGGAAGAUUUCUGCCUCUCGUUUGUCUGUGGAGAAGACGAUCAUGGAUAACCUGUGGGUAGGGUCCGACACCGAUCUGUCCAUCCUGCAUCAGUGCAGGAUGGCAGACAGGCUCGAGUACAGAUUGGAGUGUCUGCGGAGGAAUUGUCGUGGCGGCAGUGGAGGAGCAGGCGGUGGCGGAAGCUCGUCCACCUCGGCGGAGGACUGCAACGACGAGGAGGAAUCCAGCAGCAGACGAAGGUCAGGCACUUGGCCACGCACAAGAUCGUUAAAUGCACCCUCGCCAUUCCAGCAGUUCGGUCCCUGCGGCAGGAUUAUGAAGAAUUCCGCUAUGGUUAUGACCAUCCAGGAUCCAGCUAGUCAACGCCUAACAUGGUACAAACCUCCCCUGACCGUUCUCGUGAUAAAGAAGGUCAGAGAUGCUUCCGUGCUCUCGCCCUUCGUCCAGCUCGUCAAAUGGUUGAUGCAAGAAAAGCGAAUGGUUGUGUUCGUGGAGGCGGCGGUGAUGGAAGAGACGCAUUUGGAUCAGUAUCCUGAAUUUUCUUCGAUCAAGGACAAGCUGAUGACGUUCAGGGACGGCAAAGAUGAUCUCACUGACAAGAUAGACUUCAUCAUCUGCUUGGGAGGUGAUGGCACAUUGCUGUACGCGAGCCACCUCUUCCAGCAGUCGGUGCCGCCGGUGAUGGCGUUCCACCUUGGCUCACUGGGUUUCCUCACGCCCUUUCAGUUCAACAAUUUCCAGGAGCAGGUGAACAACGUGCUCGAGGGUAACGCGGCGCUCACGCUGAGGAGCCGACUUCGGUGCAUCGUGAUGAAGAACAAGGAGACGCAGAACAGCGCCAACAAGAAGGCCCCUACGAAUCUGCUGGUGCUGAACGAGGUGGUGGUCGAUAGGGGACCAUCCCCGUACCUCUCCAACAUCGAUCUGUUCCUCGACGGCAAACACAUCACGUCUGUGCAAGGGGAUGGAUUGAUCGUGAGCACUCCUACCGGCAGCACUGCGUACGCGGUGGCGGCGGGCGCCUCCAUGAUCCACCCCAGCGUACCUGCAAUCAUGGUCACACCCAUCUGUCCUCAUUCACUUAGCUUUAGACCCAUCGUCGUUCCGGCCGGCGUCGAACUCAAGAUAGCCCCAAGCCCGACGGCGCGUUCCUCCUCUUACGUUUGCUUCGACGGUAGAAACCAGCUUGAAUUAAAGCCGGGCGAUAGCUUGAGGGUGACCACCUCCAUUUACCCCGUGCCCAGUAUUUGCGCGCAGGACCAGAUCACCGACUGGUUCGACUCCUUGGCUGAAUGCCUGCAUUGGAACGUGAGGAAGCGACAGAAGCACCUGGAGGAGCUCACCGACCUCACGCAUUCCAGCUCCAACGACACGUUGGACUCGCUGGAAACGCCCGAAGAGAAGGAAUCCUAGUGUUUUCUUCGACAUCACACCAAUCCCACUCUUUCCCCUCGGGCGCCCGCAAAACCAAAAUGUGCCGAAAUAUAAAAAUUUGAAACAAAAUAAUAAUAAUAAUAUAUAAC